GCCGUAUGUGUAACACAAGCAUGCAGGUAACGAGCGUGGGUCUGGAAGGGGGCUGAGCCUGUUCAAGCUCUCCACACGACAGCGUCGAAGGGGAGGAGGAGGAGGAGACGUAGGGAGUCUAAAAAGUGGAGCUGGAGCUCGAGCGCUUUUAAAAAGCCGCUCUCCUCGCCCCCAAAACAACCUUCCAACAGAAGCGAACUGGACUCAAGUUUUCACUCACUGAAAGGACAUUAAACGAGGGGCCAUUGUCUUCAUUUGAAAGCCCAAGACGACUCGCCACACAGUGAGGUGAUUCACUUCAUUCGUUUAAAAGCAGCUCUUCGCGUUCCGGACGGAGUCAGCAGGACUUCACUUCAGAGCUUCUCACCGACUUUUAAGGACUUUUCUCUUCAGAUAAUCUGGACUUCGCCUCCCCAUCAUCCGAACUGAAACGCUCUUUUCCGAGUUGUUUUUCAUCGCGUCUCUCAACGUGUGUGGACUGAGAUUUUAUUAAAAGCGAAGCGAGGUGGACGGAGCUCUCACAUGCCAAAGUACAUAUAUGAGAAGGCAAUGGCACCCGAAACAAGAAACGGUGGAACAGCGACGUUAAACAGCAGCAGCAGCAUCAACACGAGCAGGAGGAAACUUCUGAUAGCUCUAGACAUCCUCUGUCUUAUCUUAGCUGGCCUGCCUUUCCUGUUAAUUGAAACUAGCAUGAUCGAGCCAUACCGUCGCGGGUUUUACUGCAGUGACCAGUCCAUCCAGUACCCAUAUAAAAAUGGAGACACCAUAAGCGAUGCCGUGCUCUGUCUUGCUGGCAUUCUUAUUGCCAUCUUCUCUAUUGUGAUUGGUGAGUGCUAUAGGAUCCAUUACCUGAAGCAGGGCACCCAGUCCUUUGUGGGGAACCCCUACGUCUCUGCCCUCUACAGACAGGUGGGCGUGUUCAUCUUCGGCUGUGCAGUCAGUCAGUCCUUCACAGACAUUGCUAAGGUGUCGGUGGGCCGCAUGAGGCCACACUUUCUGGACGUGUGCAAGCCAGACUACACCAGGAUCAACUGCUCUCUGGGCUACAUCACUGAAUACACCUGCCUGGGUGACCAGAGCAAAGUGCAGGAGGCCAGGAAAUCCUUCUUUUCUGGACAUGCCUCAUUUUCAAUGUUCACCAUGCUGUACCUAGCGUUCUACUUACAGUCUCGGUUCACGUGGCGUGGAGCUCGUCUCCUGAGGCCUCUUCUCCAGUUCACUCUGCUGAUGAUGGCCUUCUACACUGGCCUGUCCCGUGUAUCUGACCACAAGCACCAUCCCACUGAUGUGCUGGCUGGCUUUAUACAAGGAGCACUUGUGGCCUACUGCAUAGUCUUCUACGUGUCUGACCUGUUCAAGCCCAAAAUGAAGUCUGCCACUCCUCCGCCCUCACCAAUCAAGAAAGAACUGCUCCCUUCGGCCGACAUCAUAGACAGGAACAAUCACCACAACAUGGUGUGAGAGGAGGAUGACGGGAAGAGCCACCUUUAACCCCCUCCCCCCACCCGUCUCCUCUGAAGAAACCCGAAGAGCCACCUGUGACUGAAGAGCAGCAGCACUUUAGCUGUUACUCUCUCUCUCUCUCAUCUGACAGUAGAAUGUAGAGGCAAGAGACAGAGACCUUUUACUAUUGAGACUCUUUUAUGUUGAUUAUUAUUAUUUUUUUUUUUACCUAUUACCACCUUCGCUAUUCUUCAUUUUGAGCCCAAUUCACAUACAACAAACAAAUGCUAAACAAAACAUAUAGAAAGGAACUUACUACUGGGAUUCCUUCCCCAAAACAGUGUUGACUAAAUUGGGCCUGCAACUUCGUUUACAGGACCCUGAAUGGAGUUAUAAGGGCUGAACGGACGAAUAAGGCGAAAAGAGGGUAAAACAUACUGAAUGAAUGGAUGGAUGGAUGGUUGGAUGCACACUUGAAUGAAAGAAAACAAAAGGAAGAUGAGUGUGACCAAUAUCACUCUCUCUUUCUCUCAUUGUCUGUCUGUCUCUCUCUCUCUCUCUUUGUCUCUCUCUCUCUCUCUCUCUCUCUUUCUCUCUCGUCUCUGAGGCCUUUCGCCAGUAUAGGACAACAAAUUCCUUAGUUAUAGGAAUGAUACUUUACCUGCAAUGUUACUAUCACAGAUAUAUUAACAGUAUGAAGAACAGUAACUUAUAGCACUAUAUCCAAGACCAUUGUAAAUCAUUACCACUCGCUAUCUGAGGGGUGUAGCUAUGAAAAAGCUCACUGCGGUUUUUAGUGUGUGAUGGACUGAUAUAAACUUACUACACUGUAGUGUAUGGUGGUCGCAAAGAAUCCAGAGGGCUUCACACUCCUGAGCACUAAACCCUUUGAUGCUGUUCUUAGCUACCCACGCAGUGGCCUAGCUCCAAGGGAUGUUGCAUUUCACUGGGGUUUUUUUUUCUUUUGGGAGGGGGGUGGGGGUUGGGCUGGGGAGGGGUCAUAAAAAAAGAGAGUGGAAGUUUCUAAAUUGUGAUUUUGAGAUAGAAGCUGACCAUCAGCAGCAGUGUUUGGAGCAUGGCUGAGCCAUGCUUCCGCAUUGUGUCCUGGAGGGGUGGGGACGAUGGUGAAGGGGGCGCAAGGGGCACUUUUAUUUUUUGUCACCAGGGUCGUUCGGGAUCGAGUCCCAUCGACUGCACUGGCUUUGGCACAUUUCUUUGGGAUGGGUAGAAAGAGCCUAGUCCGCUGGCUGGUACAGACUCUUCUCCUUCCCAACCACAUAAUCACUCAACAGCAGCUGUGCCAUUCAUGCCUUUGGCCAGUGGUGGCUCUAUUUGAUGUGUCCCCCAGCAUUUGACCCAACAAAGUGUGGGGUCCGACCACACUCACUCAAUGCCACGUGUUGUGUAUGAAUGGAUGCAUGUAUGCAUGUAUGUAUGUUUGUUUGUUUGUGAGUGUUUGUGUUUCUGUACCUGGUCCUUGACUCUGUGCAGAACAAUAUUACCAUGUGAAGAAAAAAAAAUUAAAGAAAACUGUGGAUUUUUUUUCUUUCUCUCUCUCUAAAUGCCUCUCUUUGGCCUUUUUUUCUCUAAAUGAUGUCUACUGUCCUCAUUAACCGCUGUACAGUUCUACUUUAUUUUACAGUACACCAUAGCAUACAGAGCAUCUUCACAUCUACACAACCAAAUGCCACACAGCCUUCAACAUGUUGCACAUCCCCGCACAUUGUAUAGUCCGUCCUAUCAUUUCAGCAAGCUGUUUUUUUUUCUUUUAAAUAUAUAAAUAAUGUAUAGAUCACUAAAAUUAACUAUGUAAAAUAUUAUUUCUGAACAUUUUUAGAUAUAUCCACUAUGAAUAAAAAAAUGUGUCAUGACCUGUGUUAUUUACAAAUUGCUGCUUCAACAAGCAUUGAUUGACAGAUUUUUUGUAUUUAGGUAAUUAAAAUAUUGUAGAUUUGUGAUGGUAAGUUUUUAAUAAGCGUUGAAAAAAAAACACCUACAAAUGUAUCAAAAAUUUACUAUUAGUAUUUUUGUAUUGUCUCAUUUUGUACAAAAGAAAUAAUAGCAAAUGUUAUUUUCUGCUAAAUGUACCUAGCUCUAAUACAUGUGCUUUUAAAUAAAAAGCUCAUUAUGAACAGAAA
Molecule: messenger RNA, 3584 nt
Organism: Pygocentrus nattereri (red-bellied piranha)
Lineage: Eukaryota; Metazoa; Chordata; Actinopteri; Characiformes; Serrasalmidae
Gene: plpp3
Product: phospholipid phosphatase 3
Exons: 6
Coding region: 523-1464 (313 amino acids)
Biological process (GO): phospholipid metabolic process; canonical Wnt signaling pathway; phospholipid dephosphorylation
Molecular function (GO): phosphatidate phosphatase activity
Source: RefSeq, a predicted model, not a curated record